GAGAAAACGAAAUUUGAAUUUUUAAUACCAGAAGAGAUGUCCUUGGUUGUUUAAAUCGUCAACUUACAAAUUAAGGUCACACAAACGUUUAAAAAGCAUUCGUAGUAUUCGUGCACUGAUAUCGUGGUUCUGUUGAGGAAGCCAACUUAAAACUACAAAGCAAAGGCGCUUACUACUGUAUAGAAUGGGAGGCUAUCGUGAUAACUCUAGCAGUGAUGAGGAUAAGAGACGUCGACGAGGUUACUGCUAUAACACAAAUCAGAUCUAUGGUGUAGGAAAUCCAGCGUACGGUUAUCCACAACAACCAGUUUAUAAUUAUGGUGCCAGAAGACAUAGUGGGAGUUCGGACUCGGACCAUUCGGAUCACCAAAGAGGAUAUUCACGGUACCGAAACCAAGGAGGGUAUGGCGCAAAUUAUCGACAUUACUCAGGUGAUCGUCAUUCAAGUUCUGAUGAAGGGAAACGAAGCAGAAGAUUUUACUAAGGGACACUUAUUACCUACAACCAUUACUGGGUGUUCUUCUUUUUUGAAGAUUAAAAAAGUGUACAUCUUUUCAUAUCAUCAAAUGAAUAUGUAAUUGGGAUAGGGUUUUAUAGCAAACAGCUAAAAUCUCUUGAUGGUGGUGUAUUUCGGGGUUCACUGGAUGAAUGACUUCUUUGUUCAGACUUCAAAAUUAUUACUGGUUCAUGGGCCUGAUUGCCCAGGUACUAAAACAAUCAGCAUGCGUAGUAAUUCAUGUUCCUUGAGACUGAUGUGUUGUGUUCAGAAGAAAACAAUAAUCACAAACUGGUGCACAGGGAUAUUACCGGUUGCCUACUUAAUGUCUACUCUUCAUCUUACAACUUAUGAAUACACACAAUCAAAUGAAUUUUUAGUCGUAUAAAACAGUGGAACAGUAGGAUGCUGACAGGUAAGCAUUAUCCGAAAAAUACUGGUACUUUUGACUCAGCAUGAUAGAAUUUUAGUAAUAUAUGCAGACGUUCACCUCUCGUUAUCUUCCAUUGAGUUUGGUGUUUCUGACCCAACAAAAUCUGCUAAGACAAUAAUGUGAAAACCAUCUAUUCAUAUAUUUACAAAGUCUCAUUCCAUCAUUUCAUUUUAUAAUAGUUUGACUUGGUAUUUACUAAAACAGUACAUCAUACGUUGUCGUUGACUACGACACCUGAAGUGCUCGCAUCAUAAGCACACCAGUGACUUAAUUAGUGCCUACUCUUUAGACUAUAGUGGCACUCAAAAAUCCGUAAUAUUAGAGGUGUAAAUUAGAUAUUUCCUAAGUCAGAUUCAGAACCCAAAACGUGUUACAUCUGCUAUAAUUGCAACAGUAAACUCUAAACUUAGCCUUCAUAUAUACCCAAGUAAAAUGCUUACUAAUUGUCACUUCACAUUUCAGAAUAUGAACGAUAACCCGAAGGGACAUUAAACAAACAAUCAAAUGAAAAACUCAAACCAAAAAAAAUACAACAUAUAUAACACAUAUAUCACAUAUUUAUAAAACCCAAUUUCUGUAAUAAUAAUAUACAAAAUACAAAAAAUUAAAACCAAAAA
Molecule: messenger RNA, 1546 nt
Organism: Trichobilharzia regenti
Lineage: Eukaryota; Metazoa; Platyhelminthes; Trematoda; Strigeidida; Schistosomatidae
Source: the annotation of a GenBank genome assembly